Haliotis rufescens (red abalone) is the source of this 3877-nucleotide messenger RNA. Its product is annotated as sodium-dependent glucose transporter 1-like. The transcript has 4 exons. Lineage: Eukaryota; Metazoa; Mollusca; Gastropoda; Lepetellida; Haliotidae. Gene Ontology annotation, biological process: transmembrane transport. The record is from RefSeq and is a predicted model, not a curated record. The coding region runs from base 98 to 2470 and encodes 790 amino acids.
UUUAGGACCGUCGCUAUUAUUUCCGGUUGAUGUGUCGCUGUAACUUGACAACUCAGAAUAUAAUUGCUGCGAAUCUAUUUGGACGAUUCAGGGAACUAUGAUGCGGGAGAGGGAGGAUGAGGAGACUCUGUUUGACCAGGAGACUCUUCUCAGUACAGGAUCGGUCAAAUUCUCAGGACGGUCAGAUUGGUGCCGCAAGUUCACCAAAACCAUUGUUCUAUCUGGGGCCUUCUUUGCUUUGGGUCUGUGUAUAGCAAUCCCUGGCCCGACUCUCCUUGACCUUGGUGCAAGGGUCAACACUGACACGGAGCACAUGUCACUCAUCUUCACUGCCCGAUCUCUCGGCUACCUCAUCGGCUCCGUCAUUGGGGGCUUUCUGUUUGACCACUUUGACCAGCAGAUCCUGCUGUUCUACUCGCUGUUCUUGACGGCGAUCGCGACGACCGUCGCCCCGUGGUGCGUCUCACUGUCUGCACUGGCUAUCAUGAUCUCAUUCCAAGGCAUCUCCAUGGGCGUGCUGGAUACAGGUGGAAAUGUCUUCUGUAUCAAGAUAUGGGGAAAGAAGAGUGGGCCGUACAUGCAGGUCGUUCACUUCGCGUUCGGCAUGGGGGCCUUUGUGGCGCCACUUCUUGCACGACCAUUCCUCCUCAACCAGGACCUUUUGGCAGCCACGAACCAGACCAUCCCAAACAAUGGACUCUCUUUGUUAACUAAUGGACCUCAUGCAUCGCUGCUUCGGGCUGAGUUUGAGAACCCCCACGAUAGAUAUUUACGAGAUCUGACUGCCAAUCUGAAUGUAUCAGACCAAUCACUAAACAGUUCCACGACGACGAUACCACUCUCUAAUGAAACUUCUGCUUUCAACACCUCUGUAUCCACGACAACCACGCAGGCAACAGAGAAACCGAUGAAACCAAAACAUAUAAUUUCAUCUGAGUUCCAGAAAGACCAUGCAGCAGGUGAGAAUUUGAAAAAUGUGAAUAUAGGGAGUGUUAUCAGAGAUCAAGGUGAUCCACCACCUUUGAUGGAAGAUGAAUCUACAACUCCAAUAGCAGUGACGUCCCAGGGUGUUUCCAAUCUAACAUCUCAUGGAAACAUGUCGGCAAACGGUACAGGUGAAGAUCAAAAUGACACUGAUAUUUCGGGGUUGUCGACAACUAUUUCACCAUCUUCAUCAGCAUCAGCAUCAGAAGCAUCAGACUUGACGAUAUCGCCUGUUAUAACUACCCAAAGCACCACCUCCACCACCACCACCACCACACCUCCACCUACUACUACUACUGCAAGUUCCACUACUACAAGUUCUACUUCUACUACAACCACCACUACUACUACCACUACUCCACCUACCCCUGCUCCAAGUAUUCCAGCAUCUGCAACCGUAAAACCUUCAUCUGUUGCUCCUGCUGAACCCGCUCCCCUCACAACUACUCCCACUGCAGAAACUACAAAUGUAAAUGGUUCACAAACAGAAUCUACGGUAUCUGUGACAACAGAGAAAGCAAAGAAGCCUGCAACAUUAGGCAGCAAAGUCGGUUCAGCCCUGAAGUUGUUAGUUAACAUGUCGAAAAUUCAGUUUGCGUAUUUGAUCAUCGGAGUUCUUCUCAUUUUGAUUGCAUUCAUGUUCCUUGUUUUGUACUGCCAGGAUCGGAACCGCCCUUCCAUUUUCACACGUGACGAAGAGCAUGAUGGUAGCUAUGGGAAGGAGUCCCAAGGCUACCGAAUCACGAUGCUUGUCAUCCUUUUCUUCUUCUUCUUCAUCUACGUCGGCAUGGAGGUCACAUUCGGAGGUCUCUUGUCCACAUUUUCCUAUGAAAAAAUGCAUUGGAAUAAACCGAAGAGUGCUGUUUUGACAUCUAUAUUCUGGGGCUCCCUAGCUGCUGGUAGAGGAUUCGCCAUCUUUAUUGCGCGAUGUUUUAAACCACCCUGCAUGCUUGUAACAGAUCUGGUGCUUUUGAUUAUCGGUUCCGUAAUCUUAUGUUUCGGCAUAGGGAAUAUCCCUUACAACCUGUGGAUCGGAACUCUGAUAAUCGGAUUCGGAAUGUCUUCGAUUUUCCCAACUGGGGUCUCCUGGGCCGAUCAGUACUUCCCUCUAACUGGAAAGUCUACCGCAGUGUUUGUUGUUGGCUCUGCCUUAGGGGAAAUGUUGAUCCCAUUUCUAACAGGCUUGUUGUAUGAGAAGAAAGAGAAGAUGAUGCUGAUGUACAUGAUGCUAGCGCUGGGAAUCUUGCUGGGCGCCAUUUACAUCGUCAUGCAGUGUUUUGCUACAAGGCGCCGCAAGUUUUCAGCAACGGCUCGUAACGGUUUUGUGCCUUUGAAGGAUGACGAAAACAUCUCCAUGGACACACUUGAGCAGAACUUUGAGGGAUCUGGUCUCCUGGAGACGUCCCGACAACGUCCUGCUCGAAAACAUCCCAAACCAGCAAACAUGGAACUCGAGUACAGUCGACUUGUUGAUAUUGACGACUGAUCUGUCAGUCAAGUUGUCGUCAUUUGGAAGUGAUAUAUACCUGUAUAUACAUGUAUACAUAUAUGAGAGAUUUAUGAGAGUGUGGAUGUUGGGAGAGAAUGAAGCUUUGAAUUUUUGUCCUGAGGUAAACUGUAAAAUGUUUUUUAAAUACUCAUGUAUUUGUGCCAUAACUGAUUUUGAAAUUACCUUGUUACUAGUGGUCAUGUUGAAGAAGGCUUUAUUAAAAUCUCAGUUGUUUUCAUGUAUUUGAAAAUGUCUGUCCUUUUGAGAUUUUUUCCCUUUAAGCCAGAUUAGUUUAUUUUUUUGUUUUAUAGAUUUCUUUCUUGGUUGGAAAAAUAUCCCAGGAAUUGGAAAUAUUGUCUCACUGUGAGGCUAUUUUAUCUCCUGAAAAGUUACCACUAAAAGUCUUUUCACUACAUGGCUUAAAAAUUGUCAGUGUCAUGUAAAAUUAUAACUUGCUCUCUCACUUCAAACAUAUGUUAAAAAAACAUUUUUUAAUUCAACCAGCAUCGUUUAUUUCAAAAGUAUUUUUCGCUCUUAACAAACUUUAAGAUGGGCUUGUCUGUAAACAUGACAAUUGAUAAUCUGGCUGGUGAACAAAUAUUGAAAUCUAGAAAAUGAAACAUGCACUUUCUGCACACCUUUCAAAGAUGCACUUUUAUGUAAAUAGUUCACAAAUAUGUGAAAUGUUUUUGGCAUCUGUGCAACAGUUAAUUCCAAAUAUCACUGUUUGUGUUGUCAUUGUACAUGUUGCAUGGUGGAAAUUGACAGUUACGACUGAAUGGACCUCAGUCAUUACAAGCAAACCCUUGAUGCAGAGGUCACAGAUAUUUAAACAUUGACAGUACACAAGUUAUAUGUCUGUGUUUGCCGUUACCAUGGUUACAAUUAGAAAUAUCAAAUGGCUAAAAAAUCAAACAUAUUUUAUCAUACAUCACUCAUAUGUUUUACCAAAAGUGGCGCUGGUGCUUAAUGUGAGAUAAUAUUGUUAUAGUGCUGAUUGAAGACCAUUCACGUCAUGUUACGUUGUGGUACGUCAUGUUAGUUUAUGUACAUUAUGAUGAUAUCAUAAUCAUCAUAAUUAUCUACCCACCAAUUCUUAGGCUAAAUUAGUGCUGAUAUUAAGCAUGUAAAUAAUUGUGUGCAAACUAGUGCUUGACAAAUUGUACAUCCAUGCAAUCAUUUAUAUAGGGCUUAAAAAAAUAAAAGAAUUGGGUCUCAGGCAAUGGUUUUUGAAAAUAUAGUGUGGGCGGGUGGUGUCUUUUUAUCCCUUGCCGGGCCAGAAAUGGCCGAAGGGGGAUUAUGUCGUGGCGCAGUCCGUCCGUCUGUCCGUCCCACAGAGGGUACUAAGCUUGUGAAAUCAAUUCCUCCUACAGUUUCCAGAGAAUAUCCCUGACACUCUACACA